Megalops cyprinoides (Indo-Pacific tarpon) is the source of this 997-nucleotide messenger RNA. Its product is annotated as neuronal acetylcholine receptor subunit alpha-10-like. Gene Ontology annotation, molecular function: extracellular ligand-gated monoatomic ion channel activity; transmembrane signaling receptor activity; neurotransmitter receptor activity. The record is from RefSeq and is a predicted model, not a curated record. The coding region runs from base 35 to 997 and encodes 320 amino acids. NCBI's taxonomy places the organism in Eukaryota, Metazoa, Chordata, Actinopteri, Elopiformes, Megalopidae. Gene Ontology annotation, cellular component: synapse; membrane; neuron projection. Gene Ontology annotation, biological process: chemical synaptic transmission; monoatomic ion transmembrane transport; regulation of membrane potential. The transcript is spliced from 3 exons.
GUGUUUCAGCGCAGAUGACAAGUUCACCGGCUCCAUGGAAACUAACGUGGUGAUUCAGUACGACGGGCAGAUCAUGUGGGAUUCCCCGGCCAUCACCAAGAGCUCCUGCAAGGUGGACGUGUCCUUCUUCCCCUUCGAUGCGCAGCAGUGCCGGCUCACCUUCGGCUCCUGGACCUACAAUGGCAACCAGCUGGACAUCCACAAUGCGCUGGACAGCGCCGACCUGGCCGACUUCGUGGAGAACGUGGAGUGGGAGGUCCUGGGCAUGCCCGCCAAGAGGAACAUCGUCCUUUACGGCUGCUGCGCUGACCCCUACCCUGACGUCACAUACACCCUCAAGCUCCAGAGGAGGGCAUCCUUCUACGUCUUCAACAUGCUCAUCCCCUGCGUAAUGAUCUCCUUCCUGGCCCCGCUGGGCUUCUACCUGCCCGCAGACUCCGGGGAGAAGGUGUCCCUGGGCGUGACCGUCCUGCUGGCCCUCACCGUCUUCCAGCUGCUGGUGGCAGAAAGCAUGCCGCCCUCCGAGAAUGUGCCGCUCAUCGGAAAGUACUACAUUGCCACCAUGACCAUGAUAACUGCCUCAACUGCAUUGACUAUCUUCAUCAUGAACAUCCACCACUGUGGGCCGGGAGCCAAACCAGUCCCCAAGUGGGCGAAGAAGCUGAUCUUGCAGUACAUGGCUAGGAUCUGCUUUGUGUAUGAAGUGGGGGAAAACUGCCUGUCUGCACAGCCUGAGAAACCAGAACCGCCUCCACAGAAGGGUGAGGGAGGGGUCAGAGGUACAGGGAUGGUCUGCAAGACCCAGUGCACGUGCAAUCACGAGCAGCUCCUGAGGAAUGUCGAGUACGUCGCCAACUGCUACCGCGAUCAGAGGGCCACCCAGAGAAGGACUGGGGAGUGGAAGAAGGUGGCCAAGGUCAUGGACCGCUUCUUCAUGUGGAUCUUCUUCAUCAUGGUGUUUUUUAUGAGCCUGCUCAUCAUGAGCAAAGCCAUAUGA